CACCGUGAUUACAAGUUUUUUUCUUUUUCUUUUUUUUUUUUGGGAGAAGAUUACAAGCUGUUAAUACAGCCAUGAAACUAACAGAUGGUUUAAAGACUUGAAGAUUUCAGGAUUUUGAAUAGCAAAACUGCAUCCUUUUCGCAGCCAUUUACUGCCAGGCCAAAGAUCAUGAAGCUCCAACUGGAUAAUCCUCUGUUGGGUAUUUUCUCAAACUCUUGGAGGGCAUCCCCUACGCCACCACAUUUGCAGUACAAGUCUAUGAUUGCUGUAACUACAAUCUCAUUCAACUCUAGAUUGUACUUCUUUAUGCACUCAUGAAUCCAUUCGUCUUGUUCUGAGUGCUCCAAUUUGAGCUGAAGCACUUAACAAGCUCACCAUAAAAACUCACUAGACUGGAUUUCUAACAGGCAUUUUAUCGAACAGCUUCCUCGACUCGUUAAUUUCCCCACAUUUAGCCACACCCAGAAUCAUGGAAUUCCAGGAAACGACAUCGAAUUCUAGUUCUUGGUUAUAGAUUUGAUGUGCUUCAUUAAAAAAACCCACCAAGUAGCAUGCAUGUCCAAAAUUGUGUUUAUGAUAAAAGGGUCGGACCGAAGGCCUAAUUUUAUUAUCCUCCCAUGAAUCUGAGCUCCAUCAUGGGCAAGUCCAAGUUGAGAGUAAGCUUUGAAAACUGAUGGAUAAGUCAAUCUCUGCGGUUCUACUUGUGAAGAAACCAACAUGUUGAUGAAAAGAGAGAAUGCAAUUUGAGGGUUCGAGCUUUGAGAGAAGCCUCUUAUUACUGUAUUCCAAGAAAAGAGAUUAGGGUUUUGCAUUUGCAGAAAGACCAAAUAUGCAUAAUUCAUAUAACCCAACUGGGAGGAGCAGAAGGCUAAAGUACGGGUAGCAGCGAAAGAGUUUUUGGCCUGACCGGAUUUGAUCAGGUGGGCAUGAAACUGUAGCAGGUCUCUCAUGGUGGUGCAAUACUGAUCCACCAUUGAAAGGUUUUAGUUUUUUCUUCACAGAACUCACAAAGUGGCUGAAGAAGGUGUAGAACUUUCCAGUGGUGUGGCCAUGGCAGAAACUCAGUCAUCCAAUUCCAAUCUAUGACAGGGCCACCAUCCACCCAAAAAAAGAUGUCAUUAUACACAUGGGCCAUAGGACACACGAGAGAGCUAAACCAUGAGAAUCAGAAAUUCAGUUCCCCGGUUUCCACCACUCAAAGGGAUAUCACCACCCCUAUAACAACUGUUCCCACAAUAAUUCUUUCCAACCCCACCGCGUCAACUCCAUUUAUCAAUCCAACUUCAACCGCGGACACGUAUUCUCCGGUCAUGGGAUCUCCCAAAAGAUCAUCUCCACCUUCGUCAGGGGCUAGUUGGUGCAUUGCUAGUCAAAGUGCAUCACAAAAGGCAUUGCAAAUUGCUCUAGACUACGCAUGUGGCUAUGGUGGUACUGAUUGCUCAGCAAUUCAAGCUGGUCAAAGCUGUUACAACCCAAACACCAUUCAUGAUCAUGCCUCCUACGCCUUCAAUAGCUACUAUCAAAAGAAUCCUGUUCCAAAUAGCUGUAACUUUGGUGGGACUGCUGUCAUUACGAGCACUGACCCAAGUACUAUGGCCUGUCAGUACACAUCCACUAGCACAAGUUCAUCAAUUCUAAACACCACAAAUUCCAAGGGAUCAACAGUGUUUGGUGCUGUACCCUCAAGCCCCUCUCCUUCAGCAGCAACUUGUCAAGAAAUAAAUGUUCUACAACUAUUGUUGUUGACCAUGGUUUCUCUCAUAUUAUUACACAGCAACAACCUUCAUGGCUGAUUGGGACAGUAAAACCAACAUAAUUGCUUAAAAAGCUUUGCAUUUACUUCACCCAAUUCAAGUUGCUUGAUAGAACUGCAGAGUUUUGGAUUCAGGAACAGACAUUUAUGGGACAUGUUUUUUAGCCUACUUGCUCAUAAGUUAGUAAAGCAAAUUUUAGUAAGAGCAAAGUGAAGAUUUUUCAAUGUUGUGUUGGAUCUAGAAUAUAUGCACAUGUCUACUGCUUGAAAGAA
Molecule: messenger RNA, 2026 nt
Organism: Benincasa hispida (wax gourd)
Lineage: Eukaryota; Viridiplantae; Streptophyta; Magnoliopsida; Cucurbitales; Cucurbitaceae
Product: glucan endo-1,3-beta-glucosidase 3-like
Source: RefSeq, a predicted model, not a curated record